Molecule: messenger RNA, 5870 nt
Organism: Phascolarctos cinereus (koala)
Lineage: Eukaryota; Metazoa; Chordata; Mammalia; Diprotodontia; Phascolarctidae
Biological process (GO): regulation of transcription by RNA polymerase II
Cellular component (GO): nucleus
Molecular function (GO): DNA-binding transcription factor activity, RNA polymerase II-specific; RNA polymerase II transcription regulatory region sequence-specific DNA binding
Source: RefSeq, a predicted model, not a curated record
AUUUGCAGUUUCUUGUGCAAUCAUCUUUUUAUUGUUCUAUGUUAUGGAACUGCUCGUUUUAUUCCAUAAAUUAAAAGAUUAAAAAAAAGAGAAUUGGGAUAUAUGAGAUUGGCUUCCAAAUGGUUCUACUGAGAAUAGUGACAAACUGUCAAGUGAGAUGAUGUAUAGUUUAAUGGGGUUUUUUGAUCCUGAAGGUAAUAAAAGCACAAGACUACAAAAUGGACUGAAGCAUUGGACUUCCUAAAGGUCCAAUGAAUAUACAGAGCUGAGUGAAGUUUUUGUGAAUUUAUUUUAUUUUAUUUUACCUAGGACAUACAGGCUUUGAUUGUGUUUUAAUAACUAUAAAAUCUCAAAAUUGGAUUAAGGCUUUUUGAUAUAAAAUUGAUUUAAUAAGUUGUGAAUAAACUUUUAAGUCUUGUUUUCCUCCCUGCUUUGGAAUCUGUCUGCUAAUAUGAAGAGGCAGAAGGGCUCAUUUUACAAGCACCUGUAAUCCCUGCUCUGGGACCCGGGUGUCCUGACUCCCUGGCCUCAGCCCUCCCAGAGGGUCCAUAGGUGCUCCAGUGAGAGAAUUUCCCUUAGGGAAGAAUAACAAGAUAGAGGGAAAGCUCCCCGUGUCUGUGCAAAUGUUUCCAGGCUGGAGGAGAGGGUUAAAUUGGGGUGGGCAAGUCUGGGGUCCAGGCUGCAGGGAGGACGGGGACACCUGCCUGCUGAGGGCGGAGUAGGGGGAGGAGAAUGGUUGGGAGAAGCAGGAGGGAGGGAGGGAGGGUCUGGGUGUCCUAGUUUGGAAGAAGACAAGUGUAGCAAGGGGACAGCUGGAAGAAGGCCAGGAGAUUCCGCUCAGAGGGAGAAGGGUCUGAGUCCCAGAGCAGGGGGAGGGAGGGAGGUUGUGGGAAGAAGACUUUCACAGUUCAGUGGGUGGAGGCCCAUGUGGAAUUUGAGCCUUGGGGUGGAGUUUGGAGGCCUGGGAGGAGUCUAGAGUGGAAGAGAGUUAUCCCAGUGGCCAAGGCAUUCCAUGUGAUGGAGGGCAGGGCUUGGGGAGGGGAGGGAGGCAGGGUCUGAGGACCUGACCCUAGGAGCCAUUGGAGGAAAGGGAAGAUCCUGGGGUUUCAGCGGGGCUGGGGAGGGCGGGGCUCUUGGACUAGGAAGAGACACCCAGAGUGGGCUGGCUGGGAGAAGGCGCCUUGGGAGCUGAGGUCAAGCUGCCUUCUCUUGGAGCUGUGUUUAUUCUGAUUUCCCUUGGAGCUGGGAUCACUCUACCUUUUUGCUUUGGAGCUGAGAUCCCUCUGCCUUCCAUAAGCCAUGCAUGCGGGUCCCAGGUUGGGGUCUCUGCCCUCAGGGCAGGGCAGGGUCUUUGUGACUCCUGUGGGAUCUCACUCCCUGUAAAUACCUGUAGGCCAGCCUCCUGCCAGGGAAGAGAAAGGAAAGAGCUCUGCCCCUCUGGGGUCCUUCAGCCUCUCCAGCUCAGUCUGUGGAGGACCAAGGCCUGGGCCAAGCAUCGAGCCUGGAGCCAGAGGGAAUGGCCCCUGGGAGCCGCAGACCCCCAGCCCAGGAGCUGGUGACAUUCAAGGAUGUGAUUGUGGACUUCACCCCAGAAGAGUGGGGCCUCUUGAACCAUUCUCAGAAAGAGCUGUACAAGGAGGUCACACUGGAGAAUGCCCAGAACUUGCUGUCUCUGAGAAUUCCAGUUCCCAGGGAAGGUUCGAUCUCCCAUUUUGGACAAGGGGAAGCACCUUGGAUGCUGGAGUUAGAAGACCUCAGAACCUCCUGUCCAGAUGAAGAGACCAGGCUUGAAAUAAGGAGGAAGACUACUUCAGAGCUGAGCAUUUCUGUGGAAGAAUCACAGCAGCAAAGAUUCAUGAGUGAUGACCCCUGUGAUAUCAAUUUAAGAGAAGUGUGUGACUCUGAUAUCAAGACAAAGAAAAAACAAAAUAGUCACUCUGAAUUUGAUAAAGAUGGAAAGAGGUUCAGACAAUGUUCAGUCCCAAUUCACCGUAAGAAAAUGACCUUAGGGAAUGACUGUUCUCAGGAUAAUAUAUAUAGGGAAUGCUUUACUAAACAGAUAGAGGUUGUUGAGUCUCAUAAGAAGCCUCUGGAAAUGCAAACUUAUCAAUGUAAUCACUGUGAGAUGGCCUUUAGCUUGAAUUCAGACCUAAUUAGGCAUCAGAAAAGUCAUACUAAAGAAAUGCUGCACAUAUGUAAUGAAGGUAAAAAGGUCAUCAGUCAUAAUUCAAAGCUAACUGACCAUCAGAAAAUUCACAAUGAAAAGAAAUAUUAUGGAUGUAAUGAAUGUGGCAAAGCCUUUAAGCGACAGUCAUCCCUUAUCCGCCAUCAGAAAUUUCAUACUAGUGAAAAGCUACAUAAAUGUAUACAAUGCAAACAGGCCUUCAGGCAGCAGUCAUCCCUUAUUUCCCAUCAAAGAAUUCAUACUAGAGAGAAAUCUCAUGUGUGUUGUGAAUGUGGUAAAGCUUUCAGUGAAAAUUCGUCCCUUAUUGUACAUCAGAGAAGCCACACUGGAAAGAAACGUUAUGCAUGUUCUCAAUGUGGAAAGACUUUCAGACAGAGCUCUAGUCUUGCUGCACAUCAGAGAAUCCACACUGGAGAGAGACCUUAUGAAUGUAAUCAAUGUGGAAAGACUUUCACACAGAGGGCCAGUCUUGCUGUCCAUCAGAGAAUCCACACUGGAGAAAAACCUUACGAAUGUAAUCAAUGUGGAAAAUCUUUCAGAUGCAGCUCCACUCUUGCUCAACAUGAGAGAAUCCACACUGGAGAGAAACCUUAUGAAUGUAAUAGAUGUGGAAGGGCAUUCAGUUGUAGAUCUAGUUUUGCUAAACAUCAGAGAAUCCACACUGGAGAGAAACCUUAUGAAUGUGAGGAGUGUAGAAAGACUUUUAGAUUCCACUCCAGUCUUGCUAAACAUCAGAGAAUACACACUGGAGAAAAACCUUAUAAAUGUAUGCAAUGUGGAAAGACUUUUGGACAGAGCUUCAGUUUUGCUGAACAUCAGAGAAUCCACACUGGAGAGAAACCUUAUGAAUGUAACCAAUGUGGAAAGACUUUCAGACAGAGGUCCAGUUUUGCCGAACAUCAGAAAAUCCACACUCGAGAGAAGCCUAAUGAAUCUCAUGAAUGUGGAAAGGCUUUCAGAUGCAGCUCCAAUCUUACUGAACAUCACACAAUCCAGACUGGAGAGAAACCUUAUGAAUGUAACAAAUGUGGAAAGACUUUCAGAUUUAACUCCAGACUUUCUGUACAUCAGAGAAUCCACACUAGAGAAAAACCUUAUGAAUGUAAUGAAUGUGGAAAGACUUUCAGAUGCAGCUCCAAUCUUGCUGAACAUCAGAGAAUCCAUACUGGAGAGAAACCUUAUGAAUGUAAUGAAUGUGGAAAGACUUUCAGAUUUAAGUCCAGACUUGUUCUACAUCAGAGAACCCACACUGGAGAAAAGCCUUAUAAAUGUAUUGAAUGUGGAAAGAGUUUCAUAAGGAACUCCAGUCUUGCUGAUCAUCAGAGAAUCCACACUGGAGAGAAACCUUAUGAAUGUAAUCAAUGUGGAAAGACUUUCAGAUGCAGCUCCAAUCUUGUUGAACAUGAGAAAAUCCAUGGAGAGAAACCUUAUUACUGUAAUCUAUGUGGAAAGACUUUCAGACGCAGCUCCAAUCUUGCUGAUCAUCACAGAAUCCACACUGGAGAGAAAUCUCAUGAAUAUAAGUAAUGCUGUAAAGCCAUCUGAUAACACUCAUCCCAUAUUUUCUUUGGGAGAAUUCAUACUAGAUUGAAAUCUUAUCAGUAUAAUGAAUGGGGAAAGGCAUUCAAAUGGAAUAUGGAGCUUGUUAGACUUCAGAAAGUUCAUUCUGGGGACAAACUCAAUAUGGACUCAAUGUGGGUCAAAGAGAUCAUAUCUUACUUUACAUCAGAGGAUUCAUAAUAGGGAAAACUAUGAAUGUGCUCAGUGGUGACAUGAAUAUUGCUGAAGAAGGUUGUCCUUAGACACCAGAAUAUUCACACUGAAAGGAAGCAUUACAAAAGCAUUGAUUGUGGGAAAGCCUUGACAUAAGUCUCAUACUUGACUACAUAUUGGAGAAAUGCUAUAGGUAAAGCUUAUGGAACUCAGAUUUCAUAUUAUGAAAUCUAUAAAUGUAGUGAAAUUUUCUCUGAAAUACUAUUUUUUUCAGUACUCCUCAGUAAUAUUCUAUAGCAUUUAUAUACUGUAACUUCAUCAGCCAUUCUCCAAUUGAUUGAUGCUUAACUUGUUUCCUGCUCUUUGUUGACACAAAAGAAUUCUGGUAUAAAUAUUUUGGUAACUGUUGAAGAUUUAUUUCUUUAGGCUGAUAGAUGACAGACCUGAGUUCAAAUUCAGUCUCUGACAUUUCCUAGCCAUGUGACUCUGAGCAACUGCCUCAGUUUUCUCCAUAUGUAAAAUGGGUGUACUAAUAACACCUACUGCUUAGGGUGACAUGAGGAUCAAAUGAGAUAAUACCCGUCAAGCACUUUGCAAGCAAUAAAUCACUAUAUGAGUGUUAGCUAUUAUUAUUAUUCCUUGGGUCAUAAGUCUCUUAGUAGAGUCAUUAGCUGAAAGGUAUGGACACUUUAGUCACUUUUUUUAUAAUUGAAAUUGAUGUUCGAAACAGUAUAGAGGAGAGCAGUAUGUUGUAACGAUAGGGCAGUGGGUUUAGAAUCAGGGAGACGGGUUCAAAUUCUGCCUCAGAUGCUCUCUAGCUAUGUACUCUGGGCAAGGAUCAACCUCUCUGUGCCUCAGUUUACUGAUCUCUAAAAUGAGAAAGUUGACCUUAGUGACUUCUGUGGUCUUUUCCAACUCUAAAUCUGUGUUCCCAUGAAAAGUGUGUUCCUAUGUCUCUUUCCACAGCCUCUUCCAGUAUUCUAGGAAGGAGGCCUAACAGGAACAAAUUUGACGUUAUAGCACAAACUAUUUUGUAAUACUUAAAAAUGGAAAGCUUGAGAAAUUGAACAGAUCAGGUGCAUAAUAUACAAAAGCAAAUGGGGUGGGGAGAAGGAGGGGAAGAUCCAAGAUGUUAGAGUGAGACCAGCAUGCUUGCUUAAUCUUGCAAUAUACCUGUCUUUAACAACUUAAACAAAUGCACCUAAAUAAAUUAUGAAAAAAGACAAAAAUCUCAGCGAAUCAUUUUUGUAGCCCAGGGUAGCUUAGGAAGACAUAAAGAGAGGUCUGUACACUCUGGGGUGGGAGCUGGCUGGGAGCAUGGUGUGCCAGAAAUAAGCAUUGACUAUGGGCUUUAGAGACAGCAGCAUCAAAGGAGUGUUAAGGGGACUGUACACUUGGUCAGAAAUAUUCCAUGAGAUCCCUUGAGCUAGCACUGGGCACAGGAUGAGGAGACAUUUGGCAACUCUAUCACCCAUUACCCGGUUCCUGGUCAGAGUCUUAGGUUGGAGAGGUGCAGUCCAGGUUGUAAGGAACCAGGGGUCCUAAAUGUGUGAAGGUCAAAGCACAGAAGAAGAGGGCAGUGACCAGAUCUUUCUCUGCAUCGCACCACUGUGGAAGCACAAAAAAAACCUUACAAUCCCAUAGACCUAGCACUAAAAGCAGCAGGAUGUAAAAAACAGAAGCUCAGGCCAGAUAUCCCCCCUGCAGUGAUGAGCAGAGACCAUCUCUAAUAUGAAGCCCAAAGUCAAGAAAUAGGCUGGAAAAAAUAAGCAAACUAACACCAAAAAACCUGACCUUAAACUACGGUGACAGGAAAGCUCGAGACCGAAACACAGAAGAUGAUAAUGACGUGAAAGCCACCAUCUACAAGCAGUGCCUCACAGAAAAAUACAUAUUGAACAUCAACCCAACAAAAAUUCCUGGGAGGGCUGAAGAAAGAGAUUUUUAAAAAAGAAUCAAAAUAAGAUUUUAA